AUGGUGACCGGGCUGGCAGUUGCCUUCCUCUCCCUGACCUGGAUUACUUACCAGAGCCUGGCCAUCCCCCGGAUUGCAGAAUGUGGCCUCUCCUGUUCUCAGGGCUUCGCCUGCAGGAGCCUCAUGAACUGGAACGUUUUCAACAGCUUCUGCCGGCAACCCCCCACAUCCAUGUCCAGGUCGCUCCUGGAGACCCUGACGCUCUCCACCGCCAUGAAGUGUGCCCCCCACGAUGGCUGCUCCCUGCUCCUGCGCGUGCAUGCCUCCCUCACGCUGCAUGAGAGCCUGCGGGGCCUGGAGGCCUGUUCCAUGAGCCUCGACACCCAGGAGACACAGUGUCAGAGCAUGCAGGUCUCUAGGGCCUCCCGCCAUCUGCAAGUGGGGCAGCAGCUCCAGGUGCACUUUGACUGCUUCGAGGUGAGCGUGGCCCAGAGCCUCUAUGUCACCCUGAGGACUGUUCCCCACUUCUGCGGGGUCCAGCUAGACCAACAGUACCACGUGGAAGCCUGCAGAGAUGAGGACGUGAGGAGGAACAUGCCGGACUGCUUUGCCCAGAAGCUCUCCUACUGGGUGGACCGCAGCCGCAAGGUGGUUCGGGUACAGGUACCCGAAGCCCCGGGGGGCCCCGACUACUAUGUGCGGCUCUGCCUCAAGCGGUUCACCUGCGAGGAUGCCGGCGCCCACGUGCUGGUGACAGCCAACAGGGUCUCCCAGAACAUCUCUCUGCCCUACAGCCGAGAGCUGCCGUGUCUGUGCCUUGAGGGCUGGUCUGCGACCCCCGAUGCAGUGCGGACCCAGACCUGCCCCUUUGAAGAUGACAUGGAGGCACUGUGGGACGCCAUCCACUACCACCCGGGGAGCCAGGCGCUGAGCUGGGAGCCUGCCUGUCCCGUGAGCGGCCACGUGAGCCUGUGCUGGCGCCCAGGGCCAGGGGCCCACUGCCACGAGCUGGAGCACUCGGGCCAGUCUGCGCAUGGCAGGGUGCAGUACUCGCUGGUGGACACACAGCCCCAGCUCUGCCUGAAGUUCUCCACCAGCCUCAGCUUCUGGGUGAGGUGCCCAUUCGAACAGCAGCACUUCCCAGCCUGGAAGAUGAUUGUCCAGCCGGCGUCCUCUCCGAGCCACCUCCGGGUCACCUUCUUCUCGCCCAGCCCUGCCCGCUUCCAGGUGCACCUGUGUCACGGAAGGAAGACAUGGCCACCUGCCUGCCGCCCAGUGCUCCAGGCCACCCCCCUCCCUCCAACCUCUGGUGACCUCACAGCUGACCCUGCGGUUGCCUUUGUGGAGAUUCCUGGGAAUGAGGCCUGUGUGCCUGGCACCUGCAUCCAGGGCUGGAGAACGGAUGUGAACUUCUCCGCCCCCCAGCAGCUGUGUGACCUCCAGUGCACAGAGCUUUUCAGCCAAGUCUGGGUCCCAUUCCCCAGCAAAGGUCACCUCCGCAGCUCACAGGCCAAAGGGCUGCCACCCAGGGGACAGCAGAGUGAGGCCGGCUGUCUCAUCAAGAACAAAAAAGUGCCAGAGCUGGACUGCUGGGCUGUCGCAGGGGGCCAGCUCACAUCGGGGCACCCCAAGCUUCUGACAGCGAAGGCCAAGCCUCAGGGUGUGGGAGUUGUCUCACCUGGCCCCUGGUGUGGGACCCAGGCACCUUCCAGCUACCCAGAGGCCUGCAGUUCCAUGGAGGCCCUCAAGCUGGCCUUCAGCCCUUUCCUGAACCCCCUGGAUGGCCCGGACCCUGACUUGCCCUAUCUCAGCUUGGUCCAGGCUCUCUCUGGACGACCCGUGGUCACAGACACUGUCCCUGGCCCUGAGGACAAGGGCUUGGCCCCUGCCCCCUGGCUGCCAGAGCCCAGGGCUCUGGCGUGCAGGGUGUGA
Molecule: messenger RNA, 1872 nt
Organism: Diceros bicornis minor
Lineage: Eukaryota; Metazoa; Chordata; Mammalia; Perissodactyla; Rhinocerotidae
Gene: IL17REL
Product: interleukin 17 receptor E like
Exons: 18
Coding region: 1-1872 (623 amino acids)
Molecular function (GO): interleukin-17 receptor activity
Source: RefSeq, a predicted model, not a curated record